UGUCGGUAGCGUCGGUCGGUCGUCGUCGUCGUCGUCGCUUGGCACAGGCUUUUCACCCCUUUUUGCCCACAUAAGAAGCAUAUUUUUUGUGUAUAUGUGCAUAUUUACGUGCACGGUGGCCCACAUUAUUGAAGCUUUGACAAGAGCAGCUGAUUUCCGGUUUUUGUUGCUGAUUUGUGUUAGAUUUAAAGCCGCAAGUGUUGUAACAAGUGCAGAUUAUCGCAAUCACAACGAUUGUACUUCUUAAUUGGCUGCACAGUAUCACACACUGGUACUACGCGAGAAAAGGGAAAUGCCUUUCUCCAGCAGCAUCAUCCAUUGACAUCAUCCUCAUCAUCAACCAAGUGCAUCGACGAGAAAGUACAAAAGUAAAGCCAAAAGCCGAUAGUUGCAGUUUGUUCUACUUUUCGCCGAAAGGUUCUGAAACACACGAUCGGAGUUCAAUUAGAUUGGCGGUCGAGGUGUUCUGCUAUUGCUGUUGCUGCUAUACUAUACUUCAAGUGAGCUUGUGAAACUCAGCUUAGACAGACGGGUACCUUACCUGAUUCCCCGCCAUGCACGAUGGCAUCACGGCACGGCACGGUGCCUCGGUGGUCAGCGCCGAUAACGCCACUUCAAACGGGGCCGUUAUCACCAACGGAGGCAUCAGUCGUACCAUUCAGUUCUUCCCCCAUCAGCAGCACGGUAGCAGUGGCAGCAGUUCGCCUUCUCCGCCGUGCUCCACAAACUCAUCCCCGGCCAAGCGGUGCCCUUCUAAGCCGGCUUCCCCGUCACACCACGCGCCCUGUAACGGCGAGUUCAAACUUUGCAGCUACGACGACAAGGAAGACGGCGCCGGCUCGGCCACGACGACCAGCAGCGGAACGUCCCCGGCGGAGGUGUUUGGAGUGUUGGGAUUCUGGCUGAAGCUGCGGCACGACCUCAAGUCCCUGCCCUGGGAGCAGCUGAAGGCGGUCAAGAUGAAGAACGCGCGCGCCGCUCCCGGAUGUGCCUACAUUCCGACCGAGGUCGAACACAUCGCCAACGUGCUCACGCACGGCUUCUGGGUGCUUCCAUCGGCGUACGGCGGAGUUAAUCUUUUCUUGCGCAGUUACACCUCGGCUCAACUGCUGGCGGCGAUCAUCUACGGCGUCGCCCUCUCGAUGCUGUUCUUCGUGUCAACGUUCUUCCACUGUGUGUUCUACUGCAACCGGAAUCGCCCGCUGAAGGACGUUCUCCACCGGUGCGAUCGGGCCAUGAUUUACAUCUUUAUCGCUGGCAGUUACUAUCCGUGGCUGAGUUUGGGCCACACGACCCACCCGCAGAUUGUGUCCGUCAUCAAGUGGUGCGUCUGGGUGCUGGCCAUCAUGGGCAUCAUUUACCAGCAGAUGUUUCACGAGCGGUUCAAAAGUCUGGAGACGUUCUUCUAUCUGGUCAUCGGGCUCGGCCCGUCGCUGGUCAUAAUCUUCUGGGGUCACGAGUUCACCGGGAUGGCCGAGCUGAAGAUCGGGGGCUUGCUGUACAUCGUCGGGAUUGUGUUUUUCAAGUGUGACGGAGUGUUUCCGUUUGCGCAUGCAAUCUGGCAUUUAUUCGUGGUUUUUGCGGCUGCCGUGCACUAUUUUGCCAUCCUUAACCAUCUGUACCCGGUGGAGUCGACGGCCACCUAGGAAGAUGCAGCGACGAAGGCACUGGUGGGCAAUGUAAACUAGUGAAAACAGUGAUAUUACAAGUAGCAACUAAAUUAUGGAAUGCUAGGUACCGUGAAGGCAGUUGAUUUGUGUAGAUUAUUUUGUCAAAGUUCCGUUCUCUGUUUCAAGAGAAUAUGUUGUUAGAACUCAGCAUAGACCCCAGGUAUACAGCUCAGACUCAUUCACCGUUAGGUUUUCGUUUGCAUGCUAGGUUUCGUUACCGAAUAGUUGUCGAUCCAAUUAUUAGUUAAGUAGCCACCAACAGCUCGAAUUUAUUUUGAAUAGUGACAAGAGUUUAGUUUUAAAGGUUUAUUUGUGAUAUUGCUUAUUAAUUUGGAACGGAUGUAUUUUAAGUUUAAUGUAGGUUCAAAACUAAACUAGGAAUUGAGACAUUCAUUGAACAAUCAUCUUAAUACUCAUUUUGUAGCAUACUACGCACAUUCAAAAUACAGUUAAAACAUAUACAGGCACCGAUAUAGUUCCCAUCUAUUGAUACUUGCAUAAUAAAAGUUAACAUACUCAUUUACUCAAAACAGAAACAAAACUGUGCAACUAAACCACCUAGAAACUUUUAUCUGAAAGAUUCAAAAUCAUGUUAGUAUCUGUCGAUUAAGGAAAAAGUAUAACAAAUAAAUAAAUAUAUUUGAUAAUUGUCAAAAUCAGCGGGUUACAGUUAGAACUAAACUUAACUAGCAGAAGAUGCACUUAUUCAUGAGUUUCAAUGUGUGGAAUAAAAUGUAUAUGAUUUUGAUUUCAGCAAUAAGAUUUUUUUUUUGUUUGAAUUAUAACUUUUUUGGCGUUCUGUUUUUUAGGAAAUGUCACAUUGUUGACGAAAAUUGUUUCAAACUUGGUGUUAGACUAUUAAUUUGUUUCAUUUACGAGGAAAUAAAUUAAAAUACACUUAUUUCAAGUAUCAUUUCAAUAUCAGUCUAGACUGGAUUACUAGAAGAAAUGAUAUUUUUUUCACUGUAUUUUUUGGGUCUUCUUUAAAUGUUCCAAAGUUUCAAGAUUGCUCGAUGGACUGUUCAAAAUUCAUAUUUAUUAGUUAAUAAAACAGGAAAUCAGUCACUCAAAAUUGACUUAUUUUGGUUCUCUGAACUCGAUUUAAAAAAUGAGGAAUGGGCGGGUUUGGACACAAAUUAAAACUAUUUAUUUAGAUCCGGAAUAAGAAAGUCACUUACGUGGUCAUAACUUGAGGCAGGGUUGUCAGAUAUUCAAUGUUUCUUCAAUGUUUUGUUGGAAAGGUAUUUUGAUUACCUAACCAAAGAUGGGUUGGAUGAUGGAUUCGGACGUAGUUUACAUACAUUUAGGUGAGAUUCGGUUUCAAAAAGUACACAAAUGUCACUUAAGUGGUUAUAAUACGAGACAGGGUUACCAGAUCUUCAAAAUUUUAGACGAGUUUGAAAGGUCUUUUGAUCACCGGACAUAGUUUUCAUACAGAUAAAUGCGAUCCGCCCAUAAAAAUCCAUCGUCCGAUUCUCAACGUUGACACUUUCUUAUACAUAACUUUUGAACUACUUAUCGGAUCUUCGAGAAAUUUAAUAGCGCAGUAUGGGAAACCAGACCGGAUCGAAUGCAAUCUGUUUGAUGGUGCCAAGAAAACUUCGCAAGAAUUAUGAGCACCAAGGUGAAUACGCACACAUAUAUACCAGGAAGGUGCUGUGUCCUAUCCCUCGCCUCGACCAGACCAAAAUCCAUGAUAAAACUGACAGACCAAAUCUGUCAGACCAAGACUGUCAGACCAAAGAGCAAAAAGUAAACAAUCUUGGUCUUCGACGUAGGUGCACACAAAUCAAGAAAAGAAAAUUUGAAAAAGAAUUUUAUUUUUCCAAUUCAAUGACUGGGUUUGGACUGCAAAAUUGAAUGUACGUCAGAAAAUGGUUAAGCAGUGCGGCGUCCUGUACACCGACAAUUAAAUAAGCAGUUAAAAGCCUUAUUCUUCCAUUUUAAUUUUAGAUCGCGUUUUCGGUUUACACCUGAAAAAUCUUGAAAUUCUUUAUACGGAUUUGUGAUUCCUCUCUUUCCAUCAUUCCCUUGAUAUAUACACACACACAGACAUUUGUUCAGUUUUCGAUUCUGAGUCGAUUGAUAUACAUGAAAGUGGGUCUACAAGCUUUCUUUGAAAAGUUCAUUUUUAGUGCAGGAUUAUAGCCUCUAACCUCAGUGAGGAAGGCAAAAUGUUUACAGUAGUCGGGCAAGUACGUGUGUCAAACGAGUUCUAACUAAAAUCCAUUUGGCCAGUUGCCGCACUUGCAGCAAUUUGCAGGGUGUGUCAAGAUCAGAUCGAAUCUUCUUUCAUAUGAAGAGUGACAACAAUGCACGGAGUUUUCUAAGUUUUUGUAGAAUAUCCCAGGAUUGAAAUCGAAUUUUAGGGUCCUGAGAAGGACAAAAGGUGAGGCAUUGAAUGCUGCACAAAAUGGCGUCUUUAACCAAUUUUGGCCCAAAGCGAUGUGCGACAAGAUAGCACGAUCGAAUUAUACACUUUUUGAGGCCGGAUCUCAGAUAUUUUAAUAAAAGUAAUGUCCGGAUCAAUCAUGGGACCCAUCGUUGGAUUAGUUAUCAAAAGACUAUUCCAACGAAUCCAAAAUAUUGAAAAUCUGACUACACUAUCAGAUGUCAUGAGAGGACAUGAGUGUAUGAUGUUUUGUAAACUAAUCUCAAACUUGUCGUUUAUGACGUUUUUGGAACACCGAUACAUG
Molecule: messenger RNA, 4366 nt
Organism: Culex pipiens pallens (northern house mosquito)
Lineage: Eukaryota; Metazoa; Arthropoda; Insecta; Diptera; Culicidae
Product: monocyte to macrophage differentiation factor
Exons: 4
Coding region: 555-1646 (363 amino acids)
Cellular component (GO): membrane
Molecular function (GO): pore-forming activity
Source: RefSeq, a predicted model, not a curated record